Messenger RNA from Pteropus alecto (black flying fox), 1124 nucleotides. It is a transcript of the gene EXOSC5, whose product is annotated as exosome component 5. Gene Ontology annotation, cellular component: nuclear exosome (RNase complex); cytoplasmic exosome (RNase complex); nucleolus. Lineage: Eukaryota; Metazoa; Chordata; Mammalia; Chiroptera; Pteropodidae. Gene Ontology annotation, biological process: rRNA catabolic process; nuclear mRNA surveillance; poly(A)-dependent snoRNA 3'-end processing. The transcript has 6 exons. The coding region runs from base 75 to 770 and encodes 231 amino acids. The record is from RefSeq and is a predicted model, not a curated record.
ACGCAGCGUGCACGCAAGUGCGCGCUCCUGUGCGGAAGCGACUGCACGCGAGGUGUCGGCGGAUUGAGAAGGCAAUGCAGACUGACGCCAAGAUCCGCACUGAGGUUGGAACAGAGUCCGGCCCUCGCGGCCCCGUCUGCAGCCUCCGGCACUUUGCCUGCGAACAGAACCUGCUGUCUCGGCCGGAUGGCUCUGCCUCUUUCUUGCAAGGAGAUACCUCCAUCCUGGCGGGCGUGUACGGGCCAGCAGAGGUGAAGGUCAGCAAAGAGAUCUUCAACAAGGCCACGCUGGAAGUGAUCCUGAGGCCGAAGAUCGGGCUGCCUGGGGUAGCGGAGAAGAGCCGGGAGCGGCUGAUUAGGAACACAUGUGAAGCAGUGGUGCUGGGAGCACUGCACCCCCGUACCUCCAUCACCGUCGUGCUGCAGGUCAUCAGUGAUGCUGGCUCCCUCCUGGCCUGUUGCCUGAACGCUGCCUGCAUGGCAUUGGUGGACGCCGGUGUGCCCAUGCGGGCCCUCUUCUGUGGGGUCACCUGUGCCCUGGACUCUGAUGGGACCCUCGUGCUGGACCCCACAGCCAAGCAAGAAAAGGAGGUCCGGGCAGUCCUGACCUUUGCACUCGACAGUGUGGACCAGAAGCUGCUGAUGUCUACCACCAAGGGGCUCUACUCCGAUGCUGAGCUCCAGCAGUGCUUGGCUGCAGCUCAGGCCGCCUCCCAACACGUCUUCCGUUUCUACCGGGAAUCGCUGCAGAGGCGCUACUCCAAGAGCUGAGGCAAGCUGGGGCAGGGCGCCCUCCCUCUGCCACCUUCCACCACCUCAGGCAGCGGCCCAGCCUUGCGUCUCCUUGUGUUCCCUGGGGCGCUUGUGGGCCUGUAGCUGCAGGGGCCCCUGACCCGAGCACCCAAGAUCACUAGGCUACAGCCUCUGGGUCACAGAUCCCCCGCCCCCAGGAAAACACCAGUAGGGUCGCACAUUGAAUUAAUCCAUUUAGUCUAAUAAAUAUCUGUUGAGCACCCACUGUGUGCAGACACUGCUAGGUGCGGAAGACCCAGCAGUGAACAAGAAACCCAGGUCCCAGGUUCAAGGAGCGGUGGGGUGAUGGACAAAUAAAAUUGGUGUUUGUCA